Molecule: messenger RNA, 1627 nt
Organism: Cyprinus carpio (common carp)
Lineage: Eukaryota; Metazoa; Chordata; Actinopteri; Cypriniformes; Cyprinidae
Exons: 6
Coding region: 458-1024 (188 amino acids)
Biological process (GO): adaptive immune response
Cellular component (GO): membrane
Molecular function (GO): signaling receptor activity
Source: RefSeq, a predicted model, not a curated record
GAAGAAGAGCUGCACCAUACACGAGUUUCUUGAGCAGAAGUCCAUUUACUAACUCCACUCCGCCAAAUAACCGCUGACAAAGAUGUUCUCAAUCUUCUUAAAUGCAUGCCUCCCGCCGCUUAGCAAAAGUUGAAAUGUUAACACACGUUGAAAAAACUUCGGUACUGACUUAAAAUGAGAAAAUUAAUCAUAGGAAUUGGUGGGAUGACACAUGGAGGAAAGACCACUCUGAGUAAAAGCCUCCAGGAGCUUCUGCACAACAGACUCGUUUUCUCUCAAGACAACUUUUUCAAACUUUGGAUGCCCUGCACAUGGACAGGAUGAUGGCAGACAUUGGCUCGUGGCAGGAGGAUCCUCAGGGCUUCAUGAUGUCUCGUGAUCGUGCAGUGAAAUCCACAGCAUCUGAGGCAUCCAAUGUGUUUGUUCUUAUAGUGGAGGGAAUCCUCAUUUUUCAAUCAUGGAUGAGAUCAAAUAUAAAGGUGACAGUUUCACCAUGAAGUGUCCUGCACCUCCGAAAGAAGCACUGGGUGUAUAUCUGUACAGCAGACGUGAGAGCAGCCGACGAGUCUUCUACUACUUUUUUAAUACCCAGAAAUUAACUGUCCAUAAAGACUUUGAAGGACGUGUUGAAGUCAAAUAUGACAACAAGAUCCUGACAAUAAACAUCAUUAACCUACAACUGACAGACACUGGGGCUUACUGGUGCUCCUGCAAUCUUAUGAUUGAGGAAUGUACAAUGGACGAUUCAGGUGUUUUUCUUUUGGUGCAUGAGCCGGUGAUCAAUCUGGCCCCUUCCAAAAGUGCUGAUCCAAAGUCAGGUGGCAUUAAUGACUUACUGAUCCCAGUGAUGGCUAUCACAGUUGGCAGUGUGCUCUUACUGUUACUCCUUGUGUUUGGAGUGUGGCUGGUGCCCAAGAUGAAGAAACUGAUCAGAAGCAAUGAGAAAGUAGAAGAAAAGGAGAAAAGGUGUAAUAAUGGAGUGUACGAGGUCAUGACUGUUCCCCGAAGGACAGAGUGUGUAUGAGAGGUUCAUGUAAAUAUGAGACAUUCCCCAGUGUGUGUGUGUGUGUGUGUGUGUGUGUGUGUGUGUGUGUGUGUGUGUGUGUGUGUAUGUAUAUAUAUAUAUAUAUAUAUAUAUAUAUAUAUAGCAAGCUACUGGAAAAACCACAUAAAUUGGUAUGAUAUAUAUACCAACUUUGUGUGUGUGUGUGUGUGUGUGUGUGUGUGUGUGUGUGUGUGUGUGUGUGUGUGUGUAUAAACAAAAUAAAUAUGUUUUUUGUACUGUUUUGCAUGUUACUAUGACUCAUAUGCACCUACUUUAGUUCAAUCUGAUAGAGGUAGGUUUUCUGACCUACUUCUGUUGAAAUAUGGCAACGGAAGAUUCAGAGAAAUGCUCUUAAUCUCUGGAGAUCUCUUCUAAACAUCUGUUUGUUUCAAAUGAGUUUUCAGUCCUCUUCUAUUUUCUAUAAAUAUUUUUCUGAGUUAUUUUGUGUAUAUAUUUCAGCUUUGCAUGAUUGUUCAAAUCCUUUAGCAUUAAUGAGUGAUUCAGUUGAUUUUGAAUUUGAUUUUGAUUUAAUUUUUAGCUGUGUUGUCUAUGCAUUUGUGUAUUAAAUUUUAUAUGAAUGAA